AAAAGCAGUUGUGUUACGCUCGCGGUUAUACUCGUAAGUGAUUAGACUGCAGCGAUGGCAAGAACCAAGCAGACCGCUCGUAAAUCCACCGGUGGUAAAGCCCCGAGGAAGCAGCUCGCUACUAAAGCCGCCCGGAAGAGCGCCCCAGCCACCGGCGGCGUCAAGAAGCCCCACCGUUACAGGCCCGGGACCGUGGCUCUCCGAGAGAUCCGCCGCUAUCAGAAGUCCACCGAGCUGCUGAUCCGCAAACUGCCUUUCCAGCGUCUGGUGCGAGAGAUCGCUCAGGAUUUCAAGACGGACCUGCGCUUCCAGAGCUCCGCUGUCAUGGCCCUGCAGGAGUCCAGCGAGGCUUACCUGGUCGGCCUGUUCGAGGACACCAACCUAAACUUCAUCAUCAUGUCUGGAAGAGGCAAAGGCGGUAAAGGACUCGGGAAAGGAGGCGCUAAGCGUCACCGUAAAGUGCUUCGCGAUAACAUCCAGGGAAUCACAAAACCCGCCAUUCGUCGUCUAGCUCGCCGCGGCGGAGUCAAGCGCAUCUCCGGUCUGAUCUACGAGGAGACUCGCGGUGUGCUGAAGGUGUUCCUGGAGAACGUGAUCCGCGACGCCGUCACCUACACCGAGCACGCCAAGAGAAAGACCGUCACCGCCAUGGACGUUGUGUACGCGCUCAAACGACAGGGACGCACCUUGUACGGCUUCGGAGGAUAAACCGCCACAGAUCCGAGAACAAACCCAACGGCUCUUUUAAGAGCCACCCACACUCUCACUUAAAGAGACA
Messenger RNA from Carassius gibelio (silver crucian carp), 778 nucleotides. RefSeq names its product histone H3-like. Gene Ontology annotation, cellular component: nucleosome. The transcript has 2 exons. The record is from RefSeq and is a predicted model, not a curated record. Gene Ontology annotation, molecular function: structural constituent of chromatin; DNA binding; protein heterodimerization activity. The coding region runs from base 55 to 708 and encodes 217 amino acids. NCBI's taxonomy places the organism in Eukaryota, Metazoa, Chordata, Actinopteri, Cypriniformes, Cyprinidae.